AAAUACUUUUUGCCCCACUGUACAUCAGUCAGGCACUAGUGGUUCUCUCUCAUUGACAUGUGUUGGGUACAUCUAUCGUAGGAUGUUAGGGGUGUCAACAUGAGAGGAUUAUUGGGGGGGGGGGGGUCACCAUGUUUUUUCACACUGUCUCAUCUUUGCACUGCCAGCCACAUUACGUCAGCAUAAUGUUCUCAUAACUCUGCAGUGACACUAUGUUCACUGGUUUGACCUUCUGAGGCACACAUCCCAUCCCUCACACAUACUCCCUGGCUCCUUGAUUGCCAGAUGGUGUACUCAUGGUUAUAGAUGCUAAUUAUCCUGAUGUACGGGAAUAUGACACUGUCGUUAGAACUGGUUUGGCCAGGCAGGGCUGGGAACAGCAACUAAUCCAGACACCAACACCAUAUCCAUAUCAUCAUGUGAAAACCUGGGAAGGAGAGAGAAGGGAGGGGAGAGAAAUGCAGUCAGAUGAAACUCAACUCUGUCAUAGUGUAAGGAUGAGUACAGACAGAGAUGGGGAGGGAGGAGAGAGCAGGAGAGCUCUCAAAGUCACAUUCACAUUGCAGAUAAACACACACCCUCAUUUAUUCAGGUGUAGAUGUCAGAUAUAACAGGAGUGAAAUAUGUUCACAUUUAACAGCGAACAUCCUCACUCUAAAUUCUGUGAUUUGAAGCUAUGCAGUGUAACUCAAGGGAGUGGUUGACGAACGUAUAGUUUUUUUUAUUACCAGGACAUUGUCACAUACCAUAGAUCAAUGUUAGAACAUGUCAUAUCUAUUUCUACAUCCAGGAUGUUUAUAAAUACAAGGUAGUGCGUAGAGGCUGGCGUGUCCCUGGCGCUCUGUUACAGAACCCCCCUCCAACCUGCACUGCAGAACUUUCUCUGAUCUCCACAAGCACUAUGGCAAAAGUGCCUGCGUCUGCAUUCAUAGUCAGGAGAGGGGAGGGGAGGGGGAGAGAGAGAGGGAGGCAGAUGGGGAGGGGGGUAAAGAGGAGGAGAAGGCUACGAAAGAGAGAGAGUGUGGGGGAGGGAGAGAGAGAAAGAGAGAGGGACAGGCAGGCACUGAGCCAAGAGAGAGAGUGCAGGGGAAAGUUGAGAGCGAGCCAGAGGGGCAGGCUUGCAGGCAAAGGGAAGAAGAAACUGGGGCUCUGCUAUCCAGGAAGAAGAGAAAGGACCGUCCGAACCAGCAGCCACCAGCCACCAGGGUUACUGCAGCAGCACUCCUCCUGUCCAUUCUCUACCUUGUUCUCUCUUCGCUCUCUUCUCUCUCUCCCCCCUCUUUCUCUCUCUCUUUUUCUCUUCUCUCUCUUCUCCCUCUCCUUUCUCUUCUCUCUCUCUCUUCCCCCCACCCCCCCCCUCUCUCUCUGACUGGGACUGCAUCGUGCCUUUCUCUGCAGAGGAAUCGCUGGCUGGUGGAAUCUCCUUGACUGCACCCUGACUGGCUGUGCGCAGUGAUUCUCCCCUGGCUCAGCUCCUCUGCUCUGCCGUGUGUUCUGACUCAGCUGUGCUGUGUAGUCAGGCUGCUGGUCUGGCUUCUCAGGGAACACAGCCACAGGAAGAGUCUUCAUGACAGGAGUUUCGGGGUUGGCAGGCAGACACACCGCUACCAGGACUGGAUAACAACACAGUGGGACGUGGUGCCUCGGUUGUGACCAGAUCAGUCGCCCAGGCACAACAAACAACCAGAUCAGGGGGAUUCAGAUUUACACAGACCUGACCAGUUUCUGAGGGGAUAACUCCAGCCCAACGGACCCUGGGCUGGAUCCCACAGCAGGGGGUGUUUUGGACGGGAUCGGAGUGCCAUGGAGGUUCAGGGGAGUGGGCCUGAGGAGCCCAGGUCCAAGUAUCUGUUGUCCUCACACACCACCUGGCCCCGGACCAGCCUGAUCAUCACUUUGCUGCUCAGUGUGUGGUCUGCUCAGGGCCUGGAGAUGUCCACAGGGAAGGUCCCGUUCCUGGAGGCAUUGAACGGCAGUACUGUGAUUCUACCUUGCACCUACGCCAGUUGUAUCGGCAUCAAAAACCUCUACUUCAACUGGCAGUACAACGACAACGGCACUAUGCAGAAGGUGUGUGAGUCUGUGAUUCCGUUAGACGGGAUGGAUCCCCAUCCAGUGAGUAUCUUCCGGGAGCGGGUGGAUUUUAUCGGCACCGGUGAUCACAACAACAUCUCCAUCCUGCUUUGGAACAUCACCUUUGAGGACGAGGGCCAGUACACCUGCUUCGGACGCAACCCCAAAGAGAAGGGCAAGAACCACAGCGCUAUCUUUACCCUUGUCGUGGUGGACGAGUUACGAGUGGUGGACAACACUCUCACCAUCAUAAUUGCUUCUGCAGUGGGCGGAGCCAUCGCCCUGCUGAUGACUUUCAUGCUGGUGAAGAACUUCAUCCUCUUCGUUCUCUUCAAAAUCGAGGAGAAGAAAAAGAUCGAGUGCCUUGUACAAUCUUCCUCGGCAGAUGAAACAAACAAUGUCUCAGGAUCCAAAACUUCGAAACCAACAACACCAAAGAAAAAAUGAGAGUACUUGCAUGUAUGUACAACCAUAUAUAAAUAUACAGUUAUAUCUGUGCAUAUAUUUAUAUGCACAAACGUGUAUGCACUCGUGACUCCAUGGGCAGGUUUCUUGGGCAGGUUUCUUGGGCAGGUUUUUUGGACUGAGAAGCACGUCUGAUGGAGAUUCUUCAUUGAAAGUGUUUGUUAGUCCAAUAAGCUUAGGCUGUGUCUGGGAAACCACCCCCAUAUGUUCAAGUUGGUAUAUUGUUUCAAAAAAAAUCUUAAACCUAGGACCGUUUUUCAUAUGAUAAUAAAAAACAAAAAAAGAGAUUAAUUGAAUAUACGCUUGAGACAGGGAAUAACGCGAUGUAAUAAUGUUGUUUAAACUGUGCUGGAUCCUCCUCUCUUCACCAACCGUACUACUUUGGGCUUAACUGAAACAACAAAUUAAAAUAUUGUGUUUUGUAGAAACACACAUUCUAAUUCAAUCUCCAGUGACAUUUUGUCACGUCAGAUUCAGCUUAUUCAGUAAUGCUCUGAUUCACAUAGAGUUGAGUUUAGUGUUGUUUAGAUAGAACACAAUGAUAUUAACUCUGCCUAUCCAAAAGUGAUUAAUUAAGCUUAUUUUAUAAUAUUUAGAAACUAAAGGUCUUUAAAAGGGUGAUGCUGUGGUGAGAUGUGAGAAAGGAUCCAGUUCAGAACUUAACACUUUCUUUGCUUGAUAUAAAACACUGGUGCCUGUUAGCGCUUCUAUCUUCCUCUGCUGUUAGGAAGACUAAAUACUGCAAAACCAUUUACCAAACGCAGAAAAACGCAAGUGAAUAAUACUGCAAGCUGAUGAAUGAAAUUGUAGACAAUCCCUUGAAACCAACCCACUAGAAAAAAAUGAACCUCUACUAAUGCUGCUUUUAAGACAAAUAACCUUUUUAAUGCAUUUAUAAGCAUGUGAAACCCCAGGGCAGAUUUAGAGACACAAUGCUUGACAAUAGACAUGUACUCUCUCUUGUGUUCCUUUUUGGAAUCCAAGAUUUAACCACAUAUAAUGUGGUAAGUUCUGUCUGCUUUGAAACUGGAUCUAAAUCUCCUCAUAUCAUGCCAACCCCUGCUACAUCCAGUGUGCCAAGGCUAUGCACACUAUUUGGUAAAGUGGGUCUUCUGGCAUGAACAUUAACCCCCCCCCCAACAGAAAUAUCCGCCACAUUUCUUAUAGUAAGUAAUUUACAAAUGGAUCUCUUUGCUGUACAGAGCACAUUCACACACAUUCAUGUUUUAACACACUGCAAUAAGUACCCAGCAGAAUUUAUGAUGGUUCAUUCAUGGCUCAUGAUUCAACACAAAUUCACCAUCUGCAAAAAAAGAGAUAUCGAUCAACUACAGUCAUUACGGAAACCUCCACUAACUACACCAUAAAGAGAUGCAUGGAGCAGCAUUUAGGUUGCAGGUAGCGUGAAAGACUGGAACCGAUCUUUACUGGACAGUGUAGAAUAGACACACAACUAAUAUCUCAUAUUCAGCCCAUUUAUUUUGCCAAACUGGGAUAACCCCGAGAAACCCAUGUCUGAUCAGGAAUGGACUGGGAUAACCCUGAGAAACCCAUGUCUGAUCAGGAAUGGACUGGGAUAACCCCGAGAAACCCAUGUCUGAUCAGGAAUGGACUGGG
This is a messenger RNA of Oncorhynchus masou masou (cherry salmon), 4155 nucleotides long. Its product is annotated as sodium channel subunit beta-4-like. The record is from RefSeq and is a predicted model, not a curated record. Gene Ontology annotation, cellular component: plasma membrane; voltage-gated sodium channel complex. The coding region runs from base 1804 to 2520 and encodes 238 amino acids. The transcript is spliced from 6 exons. Gene Ontology annotation, biological process: regulation of sodium ion transmembrane transporter activity; cardiac muscle cell action potential involved in contraction; regulation of ventricular cardiac muscle cell membrane repolarization. NCBI's taxonomy places the organism in Eukaryota, Metazoa, Chordata, Actinopteri, Salmoniformes, Salmonidae. Gene Ontology annotation, molecular function: transmembrane transporter binding; sodium channel regulator activity.